GGUCCCUCACAAUAACAUUGAAGCGAGCCUGAACCAACAUCACCAAAAACAAUUAUCUAGUUAUUAUCAUUUCACUGUCUGGGAGCUUGCUAUGCUCAAAAUUAUCUGCCAUGCUGUACAUUAAAGUAGUUUCACCGCUUCAAAACAUACAUCACCUGAUGUGAGGAGUCUAUCCAUUCAUAUCUGGCUGUGUAUGUGUACUCAUACAUAUAUUAACUGGUCAAUUUGAUGUUGCUAAUGACUUUGUCUCCUUUGCUUCAGGCUGAAGAAAUUGAGUAUUCCUGUGAAAAGUGCAAUGGCAAAAGUGCAAUUGUGACCCACAAGUUCAGCAGGCUGCCCAGGGUACUGAUACUCCAUUUGAAACGGUACAGUUUUAACGUGCAGCUGUCUGUGAAUAACAAGCUUGGUCAGCAGGUGAUCAUUCCAAAGUACCUGACCCUGGCGGCUCACUGCACAGAGACCACAAGGCAGCCCUUUUCCCUAGGUUGGAACACACAAUCUGCAAUAUCACGACCACUCAAAACUUCGCAGUCAGUGAACUCUACAACUUCCACAUCCACACUGGGAAGGAAGUACUGUUUCAAGUCUGCAAUCGUGAUCCUGGACUCUGACAGCGAGGAGGAACAGCUGAAGCGGGCAAUGGUGAUCAGCAGGCAAUUGAAUGAGCAGGUCCAGCGUGAGACACAGCAGGAACAGGAGGAAAUGCAGCUGGCACUGAAAGCGAGCAAGCGGGAGUGGAAUCGCCCUGCCCCAGCCACUGCAUUGGACUCCUCGUUUGACAGCAUGAAUGAAGACGAGCUCCUGGCAGCUGUGUUGGAGAUCAGCAAGCGGGAAACCCACUUCUCGCUGGGCAGGGAGGAGGAGCAGGAGAAACCGAGCAGCAGUCCUGAUACUGGCUUCGGUGACGACGAGGCUCAGGAAUUGCUGGAACAACAUGAGUCACCAGAACCAGAUCUGCACAGGGCCCCUGUGGAAAUGGAGCCUGCCAAAGUCAUGAAAGACUUUGAUGAGAACAAGGAGAAUAAAACUCCAGAAGGCUCCCAGUGUGAGAUGGACUGGAUGCAGCAAUAUGACCUAGACAGGGAGCGAGAAGAACAAGAGCUGCAGCAAGCACUGGCCCAAAGUCUCCAGGAACAGGAAGCACGAGAGAUGAAAGAAGAUGAUGACUUGAAGAGAGCAACAGAGCUGAGUAUCCAGGGUAAGGCACCACUGUCAUUCAGUAAUUGUUGCAUUGUUACUAUUUUCGAUUGUGUUUGCUGCUGUGUAGGUGUGUUGGCCAAUUUUCUCUCAG
This is a messenger RNA of Rhincodon typus (whale shark), 1291 nucleotides long. Its product is annotated as ubiquitin carboxyl-terminal hydrolase 37-like. Lineage: Eukaryota; Metazoa; Chordata; Chondrichthyes; Orectolobiformes; Rhincodontidae. The record is from RefSeq and is a predicted model, not a curated record. The annotation marks the transcript as partial. The transcript is spliced from 7 exons. Gene Ontology annotation, molecular function: cysteine-type deubiquitinase activity. Gene Ontology annotation, biological process: protein deubiquitination.